This is a messenger RNA of Paralichthys olivaceus (Japanese flounder), 3669 nucleotides long. Lineage: Eukaryota; Metazoa; Chordata; Actinopteri; Pleuronectiformes; Paralichthyidae. The record is from RefSeq and is a predicted model, not a curated record.
GUUUCUUUCUCUUUUUCUUUCUCAGAGAUUAUGAACGAUGUAAUCAAGAAGGUGAAGAAGAAGGGAGAAUGGAAGGCGCUGAUCGUGGACCAGCUGAGCAUGAGGAUGUUGUCGUCCUGCUGCAAGAUGACAGACAUCAUGACGGAGGGCAUCACCAUCGUGGAGGACAUCCACAAGCGGCGAGAGCCUCUUCCCAGCCUGGAGGCCAUUUACCUGAUUACACCCACAGAGAAGUCUGUCCACACCCUCAUCGCAGAUUACAAAGAUCCUCAUUCAGCUAAAUACAAGGCAGCGCACGUCUUCUUCACCGACUCCUGCCCUGAUCCUCUGUUCAACGAGCUGGUGAAGAGUCGCGCUUCCAAAUCCACAAAGACUCUGACGGAGAUCAACAUCGCAUUCCUGCCCUACGAGUCUCAGGUGUACUCUCUGGACAAUCCAGAUGCCUUCCACAGUUUCUACAGCCCCCACAAGACCCAGCUGAAGAACCCGGUGAUGGAGCGACUGGCCGAGCAGCUGGCCACGCUCUGCGCCACCCUGAAGGAGUACCCGGCUGUCAGAUACCGAGGUGAGUACAAGGACAACGCCACCCUGGCCCAGCUGGUUCAAGACAAGCUGGACGCCUACAAGGCCGACGACCCGACCAUGGGAGAGGGUCCAGAUAAAGCUCGCUCACAGCUGAUCAUCCUGGACAGGGCGUUCGACCCCGUCUCACCUGUCCUCCAUGAGCUCACCUUCCAGGCCAUGGGCUACGACCUGCUGCCCAUCGAAAACGACGUCUACAAGUACGAGACCAGUGGCAUCGGAGACUCUCGUGAGAAGGAGGUUCUGCUGCACGAGGACGAUGACCUGUGGGUGAGCCUGAGACACAAACACAUAGCUGAGGUGUCCCAGGAAGUGACGCGUCAACUCAAGGACUUCUCCGCGAGCAAGAGGAUGAACACUGGAGAGAAGACCACGAUGAGGGAUCUGUCCCAGAUGCUGAAGAAGAUGCCUCAGUACCAGAAGGAGCUCAGCAAGUACUCCACUCACCUGCAGCUGGCUGAGGACUGUAUGAAGCAUUACCAGGGAACAGUGGACAAACUGUGCCGUGUGGAGCAGGAUUUGGCGAUGGGAACAGACGCUGAGGGAGAGAAGAUCAAGGACCCGAUGAGGGCCAUCGUGCCGAUCCUGCUGGACGCCAACGUCAGCACAUACGACAAGAUCCGCAUCAUCCUGCUCUACAUUUUCCUCAAGAAUGGCAUCACAGAGGAGAAUCUGAACAAGCUGAUCCAACGUUCCACCCACAUGCUCACCCCCACCAAAUUCUUAUCGGACCUGCAGCACCCCGACUUCCGAGAGUCCACUAGGGUGUCCUUUGAGGACGCAGAGCCCACGGCCGACGCUCGGUACGGCCACUGGCACAAGAACAAGACACCUGGAGAGUACCGCACCGGUCCCCGUGUCAUGGUCUUCAUCAUCGGCGGCGUGUCCUUCAGUGAGAUGCGCUGCGCCUAUGAGGUCACACAGGCCAAUGGGAAAUGGGAAGCCAUCAUUGGCUCGACCCACAUCUUCACCCCCACCAGCCUCCUGGAGCAGCUCAAGGCCAUGAACAAACCAGACGAGGAAGUGACGAGCUAAAAAUCCUCCAAUCACAUCUCUCUCUCCCCCUUAACCCACCCACCCCCGCCCUCACCCAUCUUACCGCCAACUGCCGCCACCCCCACCCCCCCGACCCGAUCCAUUAACUGUGUAUGCAUCUUGCUUGAAAAGAAGAAAAACAAAAAAGACAUCUCAGAUGAUAAAAAAAUAUAUGUUGUAUCAAAGAAUAAAAUCGUUGCAAGUAUUCUCAUGUUUUACAAUGGAUGCAACUAAAUAGACUUAUUUAAAAAGGUUUAAAUAUCAGAGGAGAAGGCCAUUUUAAACGGAAAGUACCAAAUGUAAUAACCGUGUGCUAUGAUACCUGCUAGAAUGUGUAAGAGGUGGACGUUUUCUCUGGUUCUUUCCUUUGGAUUUCUCCUCAGCGUGAGUUUUAUCAGAAGCAGGUGGAGGAGGGAUGUGACGUUUGGGAGGUCGAUGUUGUAAAAACACAAAUAUCAUAUCAGUCGACAUGCAAUAUAUAUAAAAUACAUAUAUUUCAUCGGAGAGGAGCCCCACCUCGCUCAUUUGAGAUGUGCAUAUUCAGUAGCAUGCUUGGACUUGUGUGGACUGUCGAUGUGUUUGUAUCCGGUGUGGAUGUUCUGAAGCUGCAGAGUUUAGCGUUUAGCUUUUUUCCAAAGAUGCUGAGCUGGAGUCCUCCACAGAAAACCUUUUGUUUUGAGUAUGAAACGGAAUCACUGAAACUUUUCAAAAACCAUCGUCCACUACUCAUCCGCUUCCUGUAAAUAGUAAAAACUACAGUGAAUUGAAUUCAUCGUGUUCUUUAAAUGUAUCUGCUGUUACCGGUGACUCUUUUAAUGAGUUAAUUCAAGAGUUCCAGUAAUGCAGAUACAUUGAGAUAUCAUGUUCAAAAGGCCCAAAACAUGUUUCGACUUUGACCUUUGACCUCCAAAAUCUAAUGGGUCAACCCUUGGGUCAGACUGAACACGUGUGCCAAAUUUGAAAAGAUUCCCUCAAGCUGAUCUUAAGAUAUCACAUUCACAAGGCAAUAAACAAACUUUGCGAAGUGAUCUUGACCAGCAAAAUCAGAUCACUUCACCCACGACUCUUAAUAAAUGUUUGUGCCAAAUUUAAAGAAGUUCUCUAAAGGCAGACUGGAGACGUACUUCGGCACAAGGAACAAACAAAAUUUGACCUUUUUCCGCCUCAUUUUUGAGUCUGGUGCGUGUUUGAUACUCAAAACAAAGUUAAAGUUUGGUUUAAAAACUUUGUGGAGCAGAAGAAGAAAAGAGAAAGAGCUCAGUUAGAAAAUAAAAAAAAAAGAAUCAUCCCUCCUCCCGCUGCCGAGACUGUGAAAUAUUUACCCUCCACAACCUUCUUUCCUUUCUCCGGAGAAACUUCAUGUUUUAAUGUCUAAGGGCCGUUGCUUGCUGUUAUAUAAAGAAUAAUGUUAAAAAGGGCCAGUUGUAUUUCAGUAUUGUAUCCUGUCAGAUUAAGUCUUAUCAUUGGUUCGUAACGAUGUUGGGCCAUGCACUGAGUCGUGUUGUGUAUUUGCCAUAUGUUGCUGUUUUAGCGUCUCACUGUUGACUGGUGAUCUUUCUGACUGUGAAGUAGUGAUUCCUUUUCCUUUUUGAAAAUGCCGAUGUGAAGCCGCCGUGUUUGUGACGUUUUAGCUGUAGCUGUUAGUGGUCAGCUGGGAAAAUGAAAUACUAUCUAUAUUUUCUUUGUCCGUUUCUUCCUGGUGCAAUGUAAAAACCCCUCAGUGAUGAAUGGCUUUAAAAAGAUGAAACAUAACGACUGAACUUUGAACUUUUCCCCUUUUUUCCCGGCCAAACAACUUGUAUAUUGCACUACUGCGUUUUCUGUGAUGCAAGCGCUUGAUUUUGUGUUUGUUUCUUUUAAUCUGCUGUUGUUGAGGCUUUACUUUGUUGAAUAAAUUGAUUUUCAGAGGAAGAAAACAUUAAAUGAAACACUAGUCCGUCCUGAAACUGUUUUAACUUAUUGGGAUUGUUUGUUUGCAAGUGUUGAAGCACAAACAAUACUUCCAUGUGUACCUAGUAUGUACUACGGCUGUCUAAUAAAUUGGCUUCCAUU